AUGUGGCAAGAGGAGACAGAGAAGAGUGAAUAUGUGGCAAGGAGAGAAGAGGAAACAGAGAAGAGUGAAUAUGUAGCAAGAAAAGAAGAGGAGACAAUGAAGAGUGAAUAUGUAGCAAGAAAAGAAGAGGAGACAGGGAAGAAAGAGGGGACAGGGAAUACUGAAUAUGGGGCUAGGAGUGAAGAGGGAAUAGGGAAGAAUGAAUAUGUGGCAAGGAGAGUAGAGGACACAGGGAAGAGUGAAUAUGUGGCAAGGAGGGAAGAGGAGACAGGGAAGAGUGAAUAUGUGGUAUGGAGACAACUGGAGACAGGGAAAAUAAUAUAUGUGGCAAGGAGAGAAGAGGAGACAGGGAGGAGUGAAUAUGUGGCAAGGAAAGAAGAGGAUACAGGGAAGAGUGAAUAUGUGGUGAGAGGAGGAGACAGGGAAGAGUAUGUGGCAAGGAUAGAAGAGGAGACAGGGAAACGUGAAUAUGUGGCAAGGAGAGAGGACGAGACCAAGAGGUCUUUAUUUGUAGCUAGGAGUGAAGAGGGGACAGGGAAGAGUGAAUAUGUAGCAAGGAGAGAAGCGGAGACAGGGAAGAGUGAAUAUGUGGCAAGGAGAAAUGAGGAGACAGGGAAGCGUGAAUAUGUGCCAAGAAGAGAAAAGGAGACAGAAAAUAGUGAAUAUGUGGCUAGGAGUGAAGAGGGGACAGGGAAGAGUGUAUAUGUGGCAAGAAGAGAAGAGGGGACAGGGAAUACUGAAUAUGGGGCUAGGAGUGAAGAGGGGAUAGGGAAGAAUGAAUAUGUGGCUAGGAGAGCAGAGGACACAGGGAAGGGUGAAUAUGUGGCAAGGAGGGAAGAGGAGACAGGGAAGAGUGAAUAUGUGGUAUGGAGGGAAGUGGAGACAGGAAAAAUAAAAUAUGUGGCAAGGGGUGAAGGGGAGACAGGGAGGAGUGAACAUCUGGCAAGGAAAGAAGAGGAGACAGGGAAGAGAAGAGUGAAUAUGUGGCAGAGAGAGGAGGAGACAGGGAAGAGUGAAUAUGUUGCAAGAAGAGAAGAGGAGAAAGGGAAGAGUGAAUAUGUGGUAAGGAGAGAAGAGGAGACAGGGAAGAGUGAGUAUGUUGCAAGAAGAGAAGAGGAGAACGGGAAGAGUGAAUAUGUGGUAAGAAGAGAAGAGGAGACAGGGAAACGUGAAUUUGUGGCAAUGAGAGACGACGAGACGAAGUGGUCUUUAUAUGUGGCUGGGAGUAAAGAGGGGAUAGGAAAGAAUGAAUAUGUAGCAAGGAGAGAAACGGAGACAGGGAAGAGUGAAUAUGUGGCAAGGAGAUAUGAGGAAACAGGGAAGCGUGAAUAUGUGCCAAGAAGAGAAAAGGAGAAAGAGAAAAGUGAAUACGUGGCUAGGAGUGAAGAGGGGACAGGGAAGAGUGAAUAUGUGUUAAGGAGAAAAGGGGAGACAGGCAAAAGUGAAUAUGUGGCAAGAAGAGAAGAGGAGACAGGAAAGAGUGAAUAUGUGGCAAGGAGAGAAGAGGAGACAGGUGAUAGUGAAUAUGUGGCCAGGAGAGAAGAGGAGACAGAGAGGAGUGAAUAUGGGGCAAGGAGAGAAGAGGAGACAUGCAAGAGUAAAUAUGUGGCAAGAAGAGAAGAGGAGACAGUAAAGAGUGAAUAUGUGGCAUGGAGAGUAGAGGAGACAGAUGAGAGUGAUUAUGUGGCCAGGAGAGAAAGAAUAUGA
This is a messenger RNA of Mya arenaria, 1707 nucleotides long. Its product is annotated as trichohyalin-like. The transcript is spliced from 4 exons. The coding region runs from base 1 to 1707 and encodes 568 amino acids. The record is from RefSeq and is a predicted model, not a curated record. NCBI's taxonomy places the organism in Eukaryota, Metazoa, Mollusca, Bivalvia, Myida, Myidae.